ACUCCUCGUCACUUGAGCCGCUGACGUCACCUGGGAAGGACGCACGCACCUCUCUCUCCUGCCAACUCCCUAAAACUCCUUCUAAACCUUCCAAAAUGAGUGCAGAGAAUCCGAUUUACUCCCCCUUCUUCGGCGUGAUGGGGGCCGCCUCAGCCAUCAUCUUCAGCUCACUGGGGGCCGCCUACGGGACAGCCAAGUCCGGCGUGGGUAUUGCAGCCAUGUCUGUGAUGCGGCCAGAGCUCAUCAUGAAGUGUAUCAUCCCCGUGGUCAUGGCUGGUAUCAUUGCCAUUUACGGCCUGGUGGUGGCGGUGCUGUUGGCCGGCAAGCUGGACGCGGCUGAUGCUGGUUACUCCCUCUACUAUGGUUUUGUUCACCUGGGUGCUGGCCUGUCUGUGGGUCUUUCUGGUCUGGCCGCUGGGUUCGCUAUUGGAAUCGUUGGUGACGCUGGUGUGAGAGGAACCGCCCAGCAGCCUCGUCUCUUCGUGGGCAUGAUCCUUAUCCUUAUCUUCGCUGAGGUGCUGGGUCUGUACGGCCUCAUCGUGGCCAUCUACCUCUACACAAAGACCUCCUCGUAAGUAGUGAGGCCAGCCAGGGCGCCUCCUCUCCUCCUGAGGCCCCUGUUCCCUCUCCAGAAGCAGCCACACACACACACACACACACACACACACACACACACACACACACACACACACACACACACACACACACACACAGCCAGCCAGCCAGCCAACCAGCAAGAUCAGUUUGGCGGCUCGUUUAUUUUAGCCAAGUGAAAACGUGCGGCUCUCCCUGCCCCUCCUUGUCCAUUCCCCACGUGACGUCAGUUAUUGAUGUGAAUAUUUUACUGUUAUAAAUAACAUAUACAUAGAUAUAUAUAAAUAUAUUUAAUCAUUCGUGGUGUGCGGAGAGAGACCAUCGCAUUAUUUUCUGGGGCCUUUAUUUGCCAAGCCAGAACGCGGCUAACCUGUGUAUGUAUAAAUGUAUAAAUUGUGAUGCUACCUUUUCUGUCCUUCCUCUACUUUUUCUCUCUUCCUUUCCCCACUACCACCUCCAAAUUCUCUUCCCCAUAACCUCCUAUUACCACCACCACCACCACUGCUGCCGCUGCUGCUGCUCUAGUUUGCCGCAAAUCAAACAGCCCAGCGAGGCCCCUUCCCCCACUGACCCACCCUGACGUUUGCAUCUCAUUUCAAGGCUGUUAAGUUGUCUUCCUGUGUGUGGCGAAGCGGGCCGGUAACCUCCCAUGACAUUUUGGGCAAUUCUACGCCAGAAUUCCUCAGGGUGACAGAUCUACCACCCUGGUUAGCUCCCUGGUGUUUUUUUUUUCCCCCAUUAGGCAAGUGUAGAUUGAACAAUCAGACAGAUAAUUAUAAUGUAAUCAGCGCAAAGAUAAAAUGCACAAAAAUAUCCAGAUCUCCUCUCCCAUCAACCCCUCCUUCCCUCAGCCCCUCAAUUGAUCACUGGCAGAUAUUUAUGGGGAUGGCUGGCACACACACACACACACACCUGCAGGACACCUCAUGGUUGUGUCACAUAUGUUUUAGCCCCACACAGACUGGGAAAGCCUUAGACCAGCUGGCAAUACAUAGAAUGGGGCAUGUCCUGCAUUACCUGUGUGUACAUGUGCCUGAAACAUACACACUCGUACGUACAUCCCUGCACACCUAGAUAAAGACACUACAACUCUAUCUGCAAGGUAUAUGAUUUAGAAUAUGUAGUGCAGAACAAGCCAGCGUCCGUAAGUGAUUCUUAGCGAAGAAGUGUUUACUAUAUGGGUUUGUUGAUAGUGUUGCCAUAGACCCAUAGAGGGUGUGUAGGAAAGGUUAGGGAGAGAAAGAGAGCGGUGAUAAUAAUGAGUGAUAAUGUGUGGCAGAGAUCCACCCACUGGCCCUUUGCUGGAGUACAUGGCAAGACAUCAGUGGUCUUUAUUUAUUAGCGUGUGGUCCUGCCUGGUCUAUUGCAGCCUCGGCACACCACCACCACCACCAGGCAGGCCAGCCGGUCAGACUAGCCAUUUGUGAUGAUUGUUGGUGAUUCAGUAGUUAUCUUUAGUGGGAAGUCUGCAACUACCUUGUAUAUUUUAUCCCUAAUCAUAUAUAUUUUUUCUCCUUUAGUUAGGUAUAGGAUACUGUUGGGAAUAAAAAUGAAUUACCGCAGCUGAAACUUAGGAAAAUUUAACAUUCCGUAUGUAUGUGGCAUGCACGUGGCCCCGGUGUGUGGCAUGUCAGGCCGUGUGUCGUGUCAUAUCCCUGGCAAGACACGACUCUGUGCUGUGUGUUGCCAGAGGAAUGGCGUGGCCUGCGGGAGACGUGCCGAUGCCGGGGCAACACAGCGUGCAGUGUGCCGUGCUUUCCAUCUCCCUGUCCUGUGGAUGGCCCUGGUUGUCAAUUGUUACAAGGUGUGUGCUCUGUAUAAAUGGUAUUGAAUAUGUAAUGGUAUAUUGUUAAUAAAAAAGUUGUACUCGGUAA
Messenger RNA from Portunus trituberculatus (swimming crab), 2468 nucleotides. RefSeq names its product V-type proton ATPase 16 kDa proteolipid subunit. The record is from RefSeq and is a predicted model, not a curated record. The transcript is spliced from 4 exons. Gene Ontology annotation, cellular component: proton-transporting V-type ATPase, V0 domain. The coding region runs from base 96 to 575 and encodes 159 amino acids. Lineage: Eukaryota; Metazoa; Arthropoda; Malacostraca; Decapoda; Portunidae. Gene Ontology annotation, biological process: proton transmembrane transport. Gene Ontology annotation, molecular function: proton-transporting ATPase activity, rotational mechanism.